AUGACUCACGGUAGUGACAAAGAAAGUGAUGAGCAGAGUGAUGAUGGAGAAGAAAAACCCAGCAAGAACCAGAAGAAGAGAAGUAAAGGAGGAAAGCAUGUGUCUUUCCCCCCUGAUGAACAGAUAGUGUCUGGCUUUGCUGAACACAGGAGCACUGACAGAAAGGCUGACAGCUGCCUCACCUUGACGGAGGUAGCGGUGGCCUACCAGCAGAGCUGCAGCAAACACCAGGUCCAACCUAGAGAACACAUCCUACACCAGCUCCAGCAGGGUGUGUGUGUAGGUGGCAGUGUGAAAUGUCUGGAUCUCAAAGGUGAGCGAUUAGACCACCGCUCCUGUGAAGCUCUGGAAGUCGUCCUGAAAUCGCUGCACUUUGAUUUCAUCAAUCUGCAGGCAGCCCAACUGGAAGAAAAUGGAGCCUCGUCGUUGCUGGAUAUGAUUUUGUACUAUGAAUCUACAACCCAUCUUGACAUUUCUGACAACAGCAGUAUGGGAACAUCGGGUUGGAGGGCCCUCGCUCAUUUGAUAAAGCAGAGUGUGCGUCUAUCAAGACUGGAUGUGUGUAAUGUGCCCGUGGUGGACUAUCCGGCCCAGUCUCUAGCUAAAGCUCUGCUGACCAGCCGGCUCACAGUGCUGCACCUUCACAAUGCCCAGCUCAGUGGCAUGCCACUGUACACACUGAUCGGUGCGCUGAAGUCAAACCGGGCUCUACAAGAGCUCCACCUUACCAACAACCUGCUGAACAGUUACCAGGAUGCCCUUCAGCUAGGUGACAUGCUACGCUACAACACCACUUUACGGAUGCUGGAGCUUAGUAACAAUGCUGUAGCAGAUGCUGGCUUGGAGGAGCUGUGUGAUGGUCUGAGGUGGCAGACGGCAGGUCUGAGGGUCUUAUUACUGAGGAACAACCAGAUCACUGCAAAAGGCAUGGUCCAUCUGGCCAAGGCGCUGCCAGUGCUGAAGGUCUUGCAGGUCCUGGAUUUGGGAGAAAACCUCCUGGGGAACGAGGGGAUCCAGGUAAUCAGGGAGCCUCUGAUGCUGAACUGCUCAGUGCUGCAGCUAGGCCUGGCCCAAGCCAACAUCACCUGUGAAGGUGCCGUGGCAUUGGCCGAGUUCCUCGCUGAGAGUCGUCAGAUUCAGCAACUGGACGUCCGUCAGAAUGAGGUGAAGGUUGGAGGUCUGAUGGCCUUGUGUCUGGCACUGAGGAUAAACCAGUCUCUUGCUAGCCUGGAUUUGGACCACAUACAGGAGCAGGACGACUUCCUGAUGGAGACCCAGGCCAGGCUUCUCUCAGAGAUCACCCAGAGGUGCCUCGCCAACGCCGGCCUCUCCGGCCAUGCCACGCACGCCUCUGAGAUGUUACCCGCUGAGGCCGACCAACCAGCUGACAGCGUGACUACAGAUUAA
Scomber japonicus (chub mackerel) is the source of this 1407-nucleotide messenger RNA. Its product is annotated as protein phosphatase 1 regulatory subunit 37. The coding region runs from base 1 to 1407 and encodes 468 amino acids. Gene Ontology annotation, molecular function: protein binding. The record is from RefSeq and is a predicted model, not a curated record. The transcript has 11 exons. Lineage: Eukaryota; Metazoa; Chordata; Actinopteri; Scombriformes; Scombridae.